AACACCAAGCAAGAAACUGACUCGGACGACUCCGUUUCAAUGGAUUUCUAUGAAACGUCCAAGUCAUCCAAUUCGCGUCGCACGGUGACACCAAACACGUCUCAAAAACCGCGAAAGCGCAAAGAAGACAACGACAGUGAGAAAGCUCCUGUUUCUAAAGGCAAGAAAAAAUUAAAAAAAGCCGACGAUGGGGGCGAACAUACUGCUGCUGAUCAAGAAAAAUCAUCAGGAACGAAGAAGACAGGUGUCCAUCAUUACUUUCAAUAUCUACAGAAAAAGACCGGCCCCGUUGCUCCUGGAUCCAAAUCAAUUCCUGUUGGAGCUGAGAAUUGUUUAGCUGGUCUUACUUUUGUUUUUACUGGAGAAUUAGAGUCGCUAUCGCGUGAAGAAGCACAAGAUUUAGCAAAACGCUAUGGAGCCAAAGUGACCAUUAGCCCGAGCUCCAGGACAUCCUAUGUCGUAGUUGGUGCAGACGCGGGCCCAAAGAAGCUUGAAAAAAUCGAACAGCUUAAGAUCAAGACCUUAACAGAAGAUGAAUUUCUUGAAUUUAUCAGAACUAGUCCUACACGAGACAAUAUAACAACAUCAAAACCCAGUAAAUCAACAAAAAAGGCAAAGGUCGUUGAAAAUGAGAAGAUGCUCGUUGAUGAACCUGUGAUAGUUUCUUCGACAAGUAACUCACAAGGCCCAGUAGCACAGCUGUGGGUUGAUAAAUAUAAACCUCAAAAGUUAACGGAACUUGUUGGGAAUCAAACACAAGUCACAAGGCUUCAGAAAUGGCUGGAACAAUGGGAAACUAACCUUCGGAGUGAUUUUAAACAAACUGAUAAAAAUAGUCUUGCAUUUAGAGCAGCACUUCUAUCCGGGGCGCCAGGUGUUGGAAAGACUACGGCGGCACAUCUGGUAGGGAAACUGCAAGGAUAUGAUGUCAUGGAAUUUAAUGCUAGUGAUACUCGCAACAAAAAAGCAAUUGAAAAUGCCAUAAAAAUAGCCACUAGUAACCGUUCUAUCGCUGGGUAUUUGCAAUCUGAGACAUCCAAUAUAAAGGCGGAUGAAAAAGGCAAACAAAAGGAAAAGACGGCACCUAGCAAGAGCAACAAGUUACUUAUUAUAAUGGAUGAAGUUGAUGGCAUGUCUGCUGGUGACCGUGGUGGCAUUGCUGAACUGACUUCUCUCAUAAAAAAAACACAAGUUCCAAUUAUUUGUAUCUGUAAUGAUCGCCAGUCACAGAAAGUUAAAACGCUGGCAACUAUUUGCUUGGACUUGAAGUUCCAGAGACCGCGGGUCGAGUCUGUGAGAUCGAGAAUAUUGACAAUCGCUUGCCGAGAGAAUGUUAAAAUUCCACCAAAUGUGAUUGACCAGCUUACGUCAAGUGCACGGUCUGACAUUCGUCAAGUCUUAAAUAUGUUGUCAACGUAUUUUCUUUCCGCAAAGAAUAUUGAUUAUGAUCAGGGGAAAGCUUUAUCAAAAUCAUCGGAGAAAAAUUUUGUUAUGAAUCCAUGGGAUGUGACUGCUAAACUUUUUAGUAAGCUUACUUGGUCACAAUCGAGCAAUUUGACAAUGUCGGAUAAGCUUGAACUUUAUUUUAAUGAUUAUGACAUAAUUCCUCUUAUGGUUCAUGAAAACUAUCUCAAACACAGUCCCGCGAGGGCUCAACGACUAGCACAAGAAGCCAAAUCAAACACGGCAAUGAAAGUAUAUGCGAUGGAUUUUUUUAGCAAAGCUGCAGAUUCUAUUUCUGAUGGUGAUUUGCUUGACAGGAUGAUUCGCGGGCCACAGCAGCAUUGGACACUGAUGCCUGCUCACGCUGUAUUAUCAUGCGUUCAACCUGCAUCUUUCAUCUACGGGGAUUCAAUUCACACUGGCGGUUAUGGCGGGCCAUAUUCAUUUCCCAGCUGGCUUGGACAGAACUCAAAAGCGCAGAAACAUCAACGUCAACUUAAGGAAUUACAUAGUCAUAUGCGUAUGCGUGUAUCAGGGGACAAGACUGAAGUGCGAUUGAGCUAUAUUCCGACGCUGGCCCCUGGAUUGUCACUUCCAUUAGCUGGCGAGGAUGGUAUUUCCAAAGUCAUUGAGAAAAUGGACGAAUACUAUUUGAAUAGAGAGGAUUGGGAUUCGCUUAUGGAACUAGGUAUUGGCCCAAAUUCGAGUAACAAGUUAUUGAGUAGUGUCAACACGAAAGUCAAGACUGCGUUUACACGAAAAUAUAAUUCUACAACGCACCCAGUCCCCUUGCUUGGUGUCGCAACUGUAAGCAAAGCGCCAACAUCUGCAGUAGUAGUGCCAGACAUAGAAGAAGCUUAUAUCAAGCAGAAAGGUUCAAAUGUGUUCAAGGCGGCAUCAGGGAAGGGAGCUAAGAGUACCAGAGGAAGAGUAAUAUAA
Messenger RNA from Paraglomus occultum, 2382 nucleotides. The record is from the annotation of a GenBank genome assembly. NCBI's taxonomy places the organism in Eukaryota, Fungi, Glomeromycota, Glomeromycetes, Paraglomerales, Paraglomeraceae.